AUGUCAUUCCUCUUCAAAUAUUCUGCGGUCCUGCGGAUAUAUUCUGCGGUCCUGCGGAUCAUCAAGGCGCGUGAGCAAGAGAAGAAGAAGAUGUUCAAAUCUCAAAUGCACUUCAUGAUUCAGAACAUUGAGAAGACAGCCCUGCUCUCUGAGCAUGCUAAUCUGCUUACUGCUGAGAUGAAACCUGAGACAGCAGACCAGGAAAUGCAGGAUUUUGAGAUACAGGUUGACCUGGCUGAGAGGGAGCAGUGA
Molecule: messenger RNA, 252 nt
Organism: Blastomyces gilchristii SLH14081
Lineage: Eukaryota; Fungi; Ascomycota; Eurotiomycetes; Onygenales; Ajellomycetaceae
Exons: 2
Coding region: 1-252 (83 amino acids)
Source: RefSeq, a predicted model, not a curated record